Messenger RNA from Magnolia sinica, 2961 nucleotides. Its product is annotated as BEL1-like homeodomain protein 7. Gene Ontology annotation, biological process: regulation of transcription by RNA polymerase II. The record is from RefSeq and is a predicted model, not a curated record. Bases 1 to 2160 code for a protein of 719 amino acids. Gene Ontology annotation, molecular function: RNA polymerase II cis-regulatory region sequence-specific DNA binding; DNA-binding transcription factor activity, RNA polymerase II-specific. The transcript is spliced from 4 exons. Lineage: Eukaryota; Viridiplantae; Streptophyta; Magnoliopsida; Magnoliales; Magnoliaceae.
AUGGCUACAUAUUACUCCAGUUCAAGCGACCAAAGAGAUGUUAUGCCAACCCUUUAUUUGAGGGAUCCAGGACGGGCCACUUAUCAAGAAUCAUCGCAUCCUGGCAAUGUGGUGUAUCUGAACUACUCAUCUGCAGGGCCAUAUUCGGAUACCUUGGCAGGCAACUCGCAGUCCCAUCAGAACAACUGUGUCGAGCUUCCUGUUCCUACAGGGAUGCUUUCUCAAGACUCAUCUGCUGGGGCCUCAGACUCAACUGCAUCGCAUCAAGGGAUCCUAUCAAACUUAGUUGCCCCACGUCUUGGAGAACAAGCUUACGGAGUCUGGAGGGACGGACGAAACGAGACGUUGUUCAUACAGCCGACAGGUGCCCUUCAAACCAUGCAAUCAAUUGGGGGGACGAUGAAUAAUACUGACAAUCUGGUCCGUCAGUCUGUUAGUGAGGGUCCUCAAAUGGAUCUCCGGACACAGCUGGGCAUCUUACACAGUGGGCACAAUUUACAGCUGCAGAGGCCGGAUAUUUCGACUGUCCAUGCCCAGGGAUUGUCUCUUAGUCUCAGCACACAGAUCCCAUCUGCCAUUUCGGUGCCUUCAUUUCAGUAUCAGAAUUCCAAUACGGACAUCUCUUUCUUGGGUUCUCAUCAGUCGACUUCCGGAGAUGGGGGCUCAUGUAGAGAUGACAGCUCUCUUAGCAAGCAAUCGGGAAGUACUGAAUUCUCUCCUGCUUAUUCGGGGCGUGAUCGUGCAAUGCAUAUGGAUGCAUCUCCCUACGGACUGUCUGGCUUAUCGGGCACCAUUUCAAAUUCAAAGUAUCUCAAGGCGGCACAGCAGCUACUUGAUGAAGUUGUCAAUGUACGCAAGGCCCUGAGGCAGGAGUCAGAUAAACGCCAGAGCUUCCAUGUUUCUAUGACAGGCUGCGAAGAGACUGAUGGAGGAUCAAAAUGUGGUUCAUUGCCUCCCUCGUCUGGGAUGCCUGUAAACCCACAGGAAUCAACUGAGAACUCCACCAGUGAGCUCUCAUCUGCUGAGAGACAGGAUCUACAGAACAAGAUGACGAAACUGCUCGCCAUGUUGGAUGAGGUUGAUAGAAGAUACAAGCAGUACUACCACCAGAUGCAGAUUGUGGUGUCAUCGUUCGAUGUCAUCGCAGGGUGUGGGGCUGCUAAGCCGUACACAGCACUUGCCCUCCAGACAAUUUCCCGCCACUUCCGCUGCUUGCGAGAUGCGAUCAGCAGUCAAAUUCGAGAGGCCAGAAAAAGCCUUGGGGAGCCGGAUACUUCAAGUGGCAAAGGGGGUGGGAUAUCCCGCCUCCGCUUUGUAGACCAGCAGCUCAGGCAACAGAAGGCCCUUCAGCAGAUUGGUAUGAUUCAGCAACAUGCUUGGAGGCCUCAAAGGGGCCUGCCCGAGAGCUCUGUUUCGAUCCUUCGUGCCUGGUUGUUUGAGCACUUCCUUCAUCCUUACCCGAAGGAUUCGGAUAAAAUAAUGCUGGCAAGACAGACGGGAUUGACCAGAAGUCAGGUCUCAAAUUGGUUUAUAAAUGCGCGUGUGCGCCUUUGGAAGCCUAUGGUUGAGGAGAUGUACAAGGAGGAAAUUGGCGACGUUGAGGUGGACUCAAAUUCUUCAACAGAGAAUGCACCAAAAGCAAUGGACGGUGUUGGGACUUCUGAGGACAGGGAAGAGCUGCAGCAAAGCAUGAAAUCUGUGACCCAAACCAGCCAAUUUGGAGAAUCGAAAUCCAUUCACAUCUCGGAUGUGGAAAUGGCUGCUACCACAGCUUGCUUUCAGAACGUGGGGAAUGUGGAAGAGACCGACUUUGGGAAUCUAAAAUCCAGGGACCAGACAGCGGCACCCAAUGUAGAUGCCUGUAGUAUUCUCCAAGACACGCUCGUCCAGCCUGACGGGAAUGGGAGGUUUAUGACCUACCAGAUGGCAGAGUUGGGGAGGUUUGGGAAUGGAGGCGUGUCACUCACACUGGGCCUUCAGCACUGUGAUGGUGGGCCACCUAUAUCGGAUGCCCAGCAGAAUAUUGUGACCGUGAGAGAGGAAGAGAUGUAUGGUGCAGCUUCUGUUGGGGCAGAUGCAGCGGACUACAACUGUAUGAAUUUGGGAAACCAGCAGCACAGGUUUGGCUCAACCCGUCUGUUGCAUGAUUUCGUAGCUUGAAAUGCUGAUUCUCUGCAGUGGCAUGCGAAGCUCAUGAGAAUAACAUGCUUUAUAAGCUGUCCCACCGCAGAUUCUGCUCACAAUGGUGGCCCGCCUAUUUCGGGUAAUGAAGGAACAACACUAUGAAAGAAACAGUGUAAUAUAUAGCAGUGAUUGGUGGGAAUAUAUAAUUAGUGGGGGGGGGACAUGUUGUAAAAGAGGUAUGCUAAUCCCAGCCCUGUAAAUGCCUCUGCGUUGCCAGCACUGCACACGCACGGAACAUCAAACGGUCCAUUUCGUGGGCCCCACUGCAUUACAUGCCCUGGGCCCAAGAAUCAGGCAACUCCACUCACCAGGUGGGGCACAACGUAUGAAGCAAAUGGAGUUGGCGAACAUUGAAUGGUCUGCAUUCAACAUAUAUGUUUGUCCCACAUGAUGAGCAAUGGCCUGAUUCUUGGACCAGGGCAUCUGCGGAUUGGGGCCCCACAGAAUGGACAGCCAAGACUCAGCACAUGUGCGGUGCGUUGACACAGCUGGAGGCAUGCAUGGGGGUGGGCCCCAUGCCACGCGUGGGACUAGCAAACCUCUGUUGUAAAAAUAGAAGCAUAAUUUUGUGUAAUCUGUUGAGGAAGGAAACAUAUAAGAUUACUUCACUGAAAGUAUUCAUCUAUGGUCUUGAAGAAAAUGGGACCCACAUCCCAUCUUGGUGAGUUCUAUUUGCUGGAUGCUGGCAAUGAUCAUCAAUAACGACAACUACGGUGCCAUUUUAUUAUGUCAUCUAGCAUUCUUAUCAAAUGAAUAAUUCAUUGUCUGGUUGAGUUG